Messenger RNA from Hippoglossus stenolepis (Pacific halibut), 1947 nucleotides. Its product is annotated as urea transporter 2. The transcript is spliced from 9 exons. Gene Ontology annotation, cellular component: membrane. The record is from RefSeq and is a predicted model, not a curated record. Gene Ontology annotation, biological process: urea transmembrane transport. Bases 574 to 1818 code for a protein of 414 amino acids. Lineage: Eukaryota; Metazoa; Chordata; Actinopteri; Pleuronectiformes; Pleuronectidae. Gene Ontology annotation, molecular function: urea transmembrane transporter activity.
UGCAUUGCGCUCGCGGCGGAGAGAUGAGACGAGCAAGGGUAGCAGGAACAGCCCGACCUGUAGUAAAUGUAAAUAGAAGCAGAGCCGCACUUUACAGCACAAAGUGCGGCAAACACGUUUAUUUCUACAUUUAAAGAUGAUCAUUCAAAAAGUUUUUUUACUUGAAAGUAUCAAUACUAAGUGUAAAAUACAUGUUUUAAAUUAUCUGUGGGAUUUUCAACCGACAUCUUCUUCCAUCUAAUAGUUGAGACAUUCCAGUUUGAGCCAAAGUACUGGACGCAAAAAUUGACAUUUACACUUCUUGAGCCACAGUGGCUCAAAAUGAAAAAGCCAACGUGGGCGUGGAGGUUCUCAGACAGAACCUCCCCCUCUACCAGGGAGCAAUCAGUGCAGUGGAGCCAGUCUGUUGAGUGGUUCAUCUCUGACAGCUGUGGGGAGACCCACGUGGCAUCGUCAAUUUCCACAGCCAAAUAUGCACUUUAGUUUCAACUGAAACUGAAAUGAUUGUAAGACAAUAGUUUUUUCAUAAACCUUAUACUUCAUAUCGCAGAAUGACAACUGCAAUCAACUUUAAUGACAGCAGGUAUGGACGACAGCAACCAGCCGUCAUGUGAAGAAGCUCCAGGAAACUUCUCUCUCUGCAGAACUGUGGGACUUUUCACAGGGGACAUGCGCCUGUGCAGAAAAUGGGUGUCAAGACAGAAUGUGAUGAUCCAGCUGCUGGACUGGAUUUUACGAGGCAUGGCCCAGGUCAUGUUUGUCAACAACCCUCUGAGCGGCCUCCUCAUCACGGCCGGCCUCUUCCUGCAGAACCCCUGGUGGGCUCUGAACAGUCUGCUGGGGACCCUCGUCUCCACCGUGUCUGCCAUCUUUCUGGGACAAAGCAGGGAGGCCAUAUCAGCAGGUUUGUACAGCUACAAUGGAGCUUUGGUCGGCAUACUGAUGGCUGUUUUCUCUGCCAGAGGAAACUGGUACUGGUGGCUUCUACUGCCAAAUGUGUUCAUGUCCAUGUUGUGCCCAGUUGUCUCCAGUGCCUUGUCCACAGUUGCCAGCAAAUGGGACCUCCCAAUAUUCACCCUGCCCUUUAAUAUUUUGGUGUGUCUACAUGUGGCAGCUACAGGAGCCAAUCAUCCCUACUUUCCACAGGUGGAUAUCCAGCCACAUAACCAUCAACACCCCCGUAAUGACUCCACUGAAAGCCUCAACAUCUUUCAGCUAUUCCUGUCGGUGCCAGUUGGCGUUGGCCAGGUGUACGGCUGCGACAGUCCCUGGACAGGAGGUGUCAUCCUUCUGGGCCUGCUGCUCUCCUCUCCGACUAUCUGUCUUCAUGCCAUGGUGGGCUCGGCUGCUGGCGUGUUGACGGGCCUUGCUCUGGCUGCUCCUCUCUGGGAUAUUUACUCAGGGCUGUGGGGAUAUAACAGCGCUCUGUCCUGUAUCGCUGUUGGAGGCGUCUUCUAUGUUAUAACGUGGCAAACCCAUUUACUGGCUGUCAUAUGUGCACUUUUCUCUGCAUACAUGACUUCGGCGACCUCAAGACUGAUGUCCGUGCUCGCAUUACCCGCCUGCACGUGGCCUUUCUGCCUGUCCACUCUCAUCUUCCUCCUCGUUUCCUCCGAGAUCCCAGCCAUCUGCAGGCUGCCUCUGUCUGUGGUCUCCUACCCGGAGGAGAGUCUGCGCAACCGGAGACGACUGAAGGCCUCAGAGGGAGUUCGGCGCAGUCAGCAGGGCAGCGGCCAAGAAGAAGAGGAGGAGAAGGCCCUGCCGAAGGAGAACAGAGGGACAGAUAACCAGUCGGUAGAGGAGAGAGGCUCUGUGUGAUUAAAGGAGACGCUCUUUUGUCCUGACAUGUUCCUCUAUAAAGAUAAAUUGUUGGGUAUUAUGUUGAUGUACAUUUUUGGCAUUUUGUCUCUUACACAACAGUUGUUAUAUAAAAUGGCUGAUGAUUUG